GGCGAAUUCAUCCUCUCGUACUCUUCAGCACCCAAAGGUGGACACACAGGCCAUGCAAUGUCCCCCCAUAUCACGUGGUUUCUUGUUGCUAUAACCGCUCGACGAAUCUAACUGGAGCAGUGGAGCUACAGCAACUUGUCUGGAGACAUUACUAUCAGACCUGCAUACUAUAGGUCCACCUUGCAGGACUAUGGAGCCCACUCUCAACUACCACCUUGGCCCGGGCCUCGACAUCAGUGACGAGGCAAGAUACAAGCCCUGUCAAGUUCUUUCUGCCCACCAAGUCCCUCACGUUGUCUGGUUCGAGGAUGCUCUUUUCCACUAUGGUGUGCCCACCGUCGUGUUUGAUCUCUAUAUUCUCGUCACGGACAUCAACCAAGCAGCCAGUCUUCUGGCGGAAGCCGGAUGGACUUUCGACAUGCAACCCCCGCAUCGCAUCGGGAAUGAAAAAGUGGACUUGACGGUUUUCCCCCAGCAGCGACUCAUCUCCCCGAAUAGAGAGACAAGGGUGGUCCUCCUUCCCCCAGCGGACUGGAAGUUUUCGCUCACACCCACCACGCCCUUGGAGCAUGCAUCUUUGAAAAACGACAUCUACACUGUGCCUUUUCCCUCGCUCGCCGGCCUCCUAGAUGCCCUGAUCGAAAGCUGGCUGGACUGCCCGAACGAAUCGUUACUGAUAGGGCUGGCCUGCCAUAUCUCCUACCUGUAUGAGUAUGUGCCAGCCGUGAAGGAGAGGUCGUUCGCUGAGAACAUGAAAUACGAACACCGCCAGUUCCACGCCGACGUGUUGUCCGGGAUGGAGACUGGGACGCUACCGUUUCGAAGACACCAACGGGCUAUUCGAGAUGCGCUGGUCAAGGGCCAGUACGAGUUGCAGGAAUGCUCUGCUUCUCCGGAGACCCACAGAGAGCUGUAUUCUAUAUGGAGUGAGCGUGCUCUUAAGUCUGAUGGGGAAGAGCAGGAGAAGGUGGAUGCUUUGACAUCAGCAGAGACAGGACCGGAUGCUAGGGGGUUAUCGUUGUUGCUGUUCCUGUGUUUUUGUUUUGUUAUGAUUUGGCUCUUUGCUCCCCAUCUCUGAUCGGUGGAUUACUUGCCGGAUCCCUAGUCAGCCAGCGCCUUAUGGUUUUUCUUGUCCCCCUUCUGCUUGAUUAUAUCAAUUGAUGAUUGGUUUUAUGGAGGAAGAUGCUUAUGGUUCCGCAACGAAGAAAUGCAAGCAACACAUCAUUCUAAUAUGGUAAUGAAGAAUCCAU
This is a messenger RNA of Aspergillus steynii IBT 23096, 1250 nucleotides long. RefSeq lists its product as uncharacterized. NCBI's taxonomy places the organism in Eukaryota, Fungi, Ascomycota, Eurotiomycetes, Eurotiales, Aspergillaceae. The record is from RefSeq and is a predicted model, not a curated record. The transcript has a single exon. Bases 191 to 1078 code for a protein of 295 amino acids.